GGCCGAAAUUAGUAGUUUAGAUUAGAUGUGUGUAAUGAAAUCCAGAGUCUAAGCGUCACUUGUUCCUCUCCAUUCAUUUGCAGUGGUUUGUAGGUUAGAGUUAGAAUAGAAUGCAACAUAGGAAAAACAAUUUGAUUUACACUUGCAUCUGUCACAUGAAUGCAAUAACAACAACAUAUGGAAACAAUUUGGUUCUCUUGAACGAAUGCACGAGGAUGCCAUCAAAUUAUUUGUAUCCUCAAUAUUUUUUUGAUUCAUACAAAACUCGUAUUCUUAACAAAUUCUCAUAAUCAUCGUUCUAAUUUGAAUAUUAACUAUUUCAUUAUAAUUAUAUCAUAAUAAUAAUCAAUAAUAAUGUCGGGAGGAGGAGGAGGCGGUGACGAAAGGCAGCUAGAUGUAACUCCUACAUGGGCUGUCGCUGCGGUUUGUGCAGUUAUUGUUAUUAUUUCCAUAUCGUUAGAAAAACUCAUACAUAAAAUCGCAAAGGUGUUUGAAGAGAAAAAGAAACAUGCUUUGCUAGAAGCUCUUGAAAAGAUUAAAGCCGAGCUUAUGGUUUUGGGAUUUAUUUCUUUGCUUUUAACAUUUGGGCAAAACUACAUAUCAAAAGUUUGUAUUCCAACGAGGUAUUCAAAUACUAUGUUGCCAUGUCUUCCCUUGGAUCAACGACAAGCUGGUCAUCCAAGUGAGCCGGCACAAACGGGACAUGAGCCUCCAACAACGGGACAUGAGCCUCCAACAACGGGACAUGAGCCUCCAACAACGGAACAUGAGCCUCCAACAACAGAACAUGAGCCUCCAACAACAGAACAUGAGCCUGCACCAACAGAACAUGAGCCUCCACCAACGGCACAUGAGGCACCGGCCGAGGAGGCUGAGCCGUCUAAAGGCGAACAUCAUCGCAGACUCUUAUCAUAUGAACGUAGGGUUCUCUCCGGUGGUGGUGGAGGACACGGAUGUAAAUUGGGGUACGUGCCUCUUAUAGCAGUGAAUGGGUUACAUCAAUUACAUAUUUUCAUUUUCUUCUUGGCAGUCUUCCAUGUGAUAUACAGUGCCAUUACAAUGACACUUGGUAGAGCAAAGAUUAAAGGAUGGAAGGAAUGGGAACAGGACCAUGUCGUGGAUGAAGAUGCCUUGAAUGAUCCUAGAAGAUUCAGACUUACUCAUGAGACAUCAUUUGUGAGGGAUCACAACAGUUUUUGGACUAAAACACCUGUUUCCUUCUAUUUUGUAUGUUUCUUUAGACAAUUUUUCAGAUCGGUUCGAAGGGCUGAUUACUUGACGAUGCGACAUGGAUUUGUUUCUGUCCAUUUAGCACCUGGAAGUAAAUUUGAUUUUCAAAAAUAUAUCAAAAGGUCAUUAGAAGAUGACUUUAAGGUAGUUGUAGGAAUCAGUCCACUACUUUGGGCAUCAGUGGUGUUAUUUUUGCUUUUAAAUGUCCACGGUUGGCAUGCUGCAUUUUGGGUUUCUUUUCUUCCACUUGUAGUGAUUCUAGCUGUUGGAACAAAGCUUCAAGCAAUUAUAACUCGAAUGGCACUUGACAUACAAGAAAGACAUGCAGUAGUGCAGGGGAUUCCUCUUGUACAAGUUUCUGACAAGAAUUUUUGGUUUGAAUGGCCUCAGUUAGUUCUUUAUCUCCUCCAUUAUGUUCUCUUUCAGAAUGCAUUUGAGCUGACAUUUUUCUGGUGGACAUGGUAUGAAUUUGGUUGGGCAUCUUGCUUUUACGAGGAUGAUAGUUUUAUGAUUGUGAGAGUUGCUCUUGGGUUAGGUGCUCAAUUUGUUUGCAGCUAUAUAACACUUCCUCUCUAUGCAUUAGUGACUCAGAUGGGAUCGACAAUGAAGAGGUCAAUAUUUGAUGAACAAACAUCAAAGGCAUUGAAAAAUUGGCGUAACAAAGCAAUGCAUAAGAAACCAUCAAUCAAACGUCCAACUGAAACAAGAACAUUAGGUAGUCCAAUGGAUGAUGGGUCACCAUUGGAUUCUCCAUUAACAAAUAUAAACACAAGUGCAGAAACAGAAUUGCAGGAACAUGGCACAGCUACCAUACUCACUAGUGUGGAUAAUGACCACUAUGAUAACCGUGACCUUCUAACUGGACCCUGAUUCAUUCACACUUUAUACAUAAAUACAAUAUGUUGAAUCAAUCAAUCAAACUACAAAUGCAGGGCUAUGGUAAUUCAUUAAAUGUAAAUAAUAACCCAUUUGUGCACCUUGGGUUCAAUAGAGUUUGUCUACUAGUAGAAUUAGCAAACUACCCUAAGCCAUUGCAUAUAUAAUUUUGUAGCACCACAGUUCAGAUUAGUUGCUAUAUAUAUGCUUGUAAACUAAUUCAUCAACUAUAAUCCAUAUUGAAUUACACAUUUAUCAAGUUACAUUUUGUUCAUA
Cicer arietinum (chickpea) is the source of this 2382-nucleotide messenger RNA. Its product is annotated as MLO-like protein 9. Gene Ontology annotation, biological process: defense response. The record is from RefSeq and is a predicted model, not a curated record. NCBI's taxonomy places the organism in Eukaryota, Viridiplantae, Streptophyta, Magnoliopsida, Fabales, Fabaceae. Gene Ontology annotation, cellular component: membrane.